CACCAAGCUUAUAUUCCCCAGCUCUCACUCUUCCCACCACCACCACCACCACCGCCGCCUCUCCUCUCCUCUCCUCUCUCUCUCUCUCUAGAAUUUCUCCAUCUCCAUAUGAUAGGAAUCCAGAUAUGAACACACUUGAAUUUCUACGGAGAGAGGAGAGAUUUUGAGAUGUCGCUGGGAAACAGGGGGCGUCCACCGAUGAAGAGGAAUUCGAGCAUGACAGAAUUCACGCUGGAUCUCAUCAACGGCGGCGGCGACGACCGCGUAUUUCCGCAGCUGAGUCCUAAUUUCAGCGGCGCUUUCUCCUCUCACCGCCGCAGCUCCUCGGAUUUCGUCGAAACCGCUAAUUUCCUCAGAGAUUGCUCCCUCUGCAAGCGCCGCCUCAUCUCCGGCCAGGACAUCUACAUGUAUAGAGGUGAUAGUGCUUUUUGCAGCACAGAGUGCAGGCAGCAUCAGAUGACAAAAGACGAGUGGAGAGAGAAGAAGCGUUCAAUUUCUAAGAAGGAGGUUGCAACCGCCGCCGUGAAUCACCUCUCCAGCGGCGGCGAAUCAGUGGCCGCUGCCGUGUAAGUUUGGCCGUUGAUGUCUCUCCGUUCAUCUUAUUCAACGGCUGAGAUUUGAUCAUCGCAUUAUAUAAGAAGAAAUAGUUCCAUCUUCUAUUAUUGCGCUGUUUAGGAAUUGAAUUGGAUUAUGUUAAGCAAAAUGAAUUAUUGUUUCGAUUUGAGUUUGAGCUCUCUAUUUUGUUUUAUUGAAAUUUUAUAAUUUUGUAA
Molecule: messenger RNA, 770 nt
Organism: Salvia hispanica
Lineage: Eukaryota; Viridiplantae; Streptophyta; Magnoliopsida; Lamiales; Lamiaceae
Product: FCS-Like Zinc finger 5-like
Source: RefSeq, a predicted model, not a curated record